Messenger RNA from Otolemur garnettii (small-eared galago), 2170 nucleotides. Its product is annotated as zinc finger protein 724-like. The transcript is spliced from 5 exons. Lineage: Eukaryota; Metazoa; Chordata; Mammalia; Primates; Galagidae. The record is from RefSeq and is a predicted model, not a curated record. The coding region runs from base 26 to 2170 and encodes 714 amino acids. Gene Ontology annotation, biological process: regulation of cytokine production; regulation of immune system process; negative regulation of transcription by RNA polymerase II.
CAAGCGCUGAAAGAUCCCGGGGAGAAUGUCUGGACACCAUGAAAGCCAGGAAAUGGAACUGUUGACGUUCGGAGAUGUGACCAUAGAAUUUUCUCCAGAAGAGUGGGCAUGCCUGGACCCUGCUUGGUGGAAUUUAUAUAGGGAUGUGAUGUUAGAGAACUACAGAAACCUGGCCUCCCUAGGUCUUACAGCCUCUAAGCCAGCCCUGAUCACCUGUCUGGAACAAAGGAAAGAGCCCUGGAAUGUGAAAAGACAUAAGAAAGUUGCAGAACACUCAGCUGUGUCUUCUCAUUCCACCCAAGACCAUUUGCCAGAGCAGGGAAUAAAUGUUUCAUUCCAAAAAGUGUUACUACGAAGCUAUAGAAGCUGUGGUCUUGAGGAUUUAAACUUAAGGAAAGACUGGGAAAAGGUGGAUGAGCAUAAGAAGCAGAGCAGUUAUUAUAAUGAAUCUAACCAGUGUUCAGCAACUGGCCAUAGCAAAAUCUUCCAAUGUAGUACAUGUUUGAAAGUUUUCAAAAACUUGUUGAAUCUAAAGAGACAUAAAAUGAGACAUACUGUAGAGAAAUCAUGUAAAGAAUGUGGAGAAGCUUUUAACCAGUGCUCACACAUUACUAAACACACGAGAAUUCAUAAUGGAGAGAAAGUUUACAAAUGUGAAGAAUGUGGCCAAGUCUUAAAAUCCUGCUCAAGCCUUUCUAAUCAUAAGAUAACUUACACUGGUGAGAAAUUGUAUAAAUGUAAAAAUUAUGGCAAAGCUUUCAACCACAGCUCAAAUCUUAGUAUACAUAAAAGAAUUGAUACCAGAGAAAAAUCUUAUGAAUGUGGGAAUGCCUUUAAGCACUACUCAUACCUUUCUGAACAUCAAAGAAUCAAUCCUGGAGAUAAACUCUACAAAUGUGAGGAAUGUAGAAAAGCCUUUAACUGUUGCUCAGACCUUAAAAAUCAUAAGAGAGUUCAUACUGGAGAGAAACCAUAUAAAUGUGAAGAAUGUGGCAAAGCCUUUAACCGUUGCUCAGACCUUACUAUUCAUAAGAGAAUUCAUACUGGAGAGAGACCUUACAAAUGUGAGGAAUGUGGCAAAGCUUUUAAUCACAUCUCAAAUCUUAAUCUACAUAAGAGAGUUAUUCAUACCAAAGACAAACCCUACAAAUGUGAAGAAUGUGGCAAAGCCUUUAUUUAUUGCUCAGUCCUUAGCAAACAUAAGAGAGUUCAUACUGGAGAUAAACCCUACAAAUGUGAAGAAUGUGGCAAAGUCUUUAAUCAAUGCUCAGACCUCACUAAACAUCACAGAAUUCAUACUGGAGAGAAACCAUACAAAUGUGGAGAAUGUGGCAAAGCUUUUAACCGCAGUUCAAGCCUCAGUAUACAUAACAGAAUUCAUACUGGAGAAAAACCUUACAAAUGUGAAGAAUGUGGUAAAGCUUUUAACCGCAGCUCAAGCCUAAGUAUACAUAACAGAAUCCAUACUGGAGAAAAACCUUAUAAAUGUGAAGAAUGUGGCAAAGCUUUUAACCAUAGCUCAAACCUUAAUCUACAUAAAAGAAUUAUUCACACCAGAGAAAAACCCUACAAAUGUGAACAAUGUGGCAAAGCCUUUAUUCAUUGCUCAGUCCUUACUAAACAUAAGAGAAUACACACUGGAGAGAAACCCUACAAAUGUGAAGAAUGUGGCAAAGUCUUUAAUCAAUGCUCAGACCUCACUAAACAUCAUAGAAUUCAUACUGGAGAGAAACCGUACAAAUGUGAAGAAUGUGACAAAGCCUUUAACCAUGGCUCAAGCCUUAGUAUACAUAAAAGAAUUAAUCAUACUGGAGAAAGGCCCUACAAAUGUGAGGAAUGUGGAAAAGCCUUUAACCGUUCCUCAGACCUUACAAAUCAUAAGAGAGUUCAUACUGGAGAGAAACCAUAUAAAUGUGAAGAAUGUGGCAAAGCCUUUAACCGUUGCUCAGACCUUACUAUUCAUAAGAGAAUUCAUACUGGAGAGAGACCUUAUAAAUGUGGAGAAUGUUACAAAGCUUUUAACCGCAGCUCAAGCCUUAGUAUACAUAAGAGACUUAUACAUACUGGAGAAAAAUCACACAAAUGUGAAGAACGUGACAAAGCUUUUUACCAUAGUUCAAACCUUACUAAUCAAGAGAAUUCAUACUGGAGAAAAACCCUACAGAUGUGA